Amphibalanus amphitrite is the source of this 1690-nucleotide messenger RNA. Its product is annotated as phospholipid phosphatase 5-like. The transcript is spliced from 2 exons. Gene Ontology annotation, biological process: phospholipid metabolic process. NCBI's taxonomy places the organism in Eukaryota, Metazoa, Arthropoda, Thecostraca, Balanomorpha, Balanidae. Gene Ontology annotation, molecular function: phosphatidate phosphatase activity. Bases 383 to 1222 code for a protein of 279 amino acids. The record is from RefSeq and is a predicted model, not a curated record.
GCACAUCCUUGGAUUCCUAUUUCGAUUUCUGAAGGCUUCCCACCAUAUGGGUCGAGUUUCAUGCCUCAAGAACCUAUUUUUGCAUUCUUGCUUCAUUUUCAAACAUAACUGAGUCUGGCCUACUUGACUGGCUUUUCAGCAUGAUAUCAUGGUAUUAAUGGUCUAAUGGCCAAAACUACCAGUGUUUGGGUUGGGAAUCGUGCAAUUGAUGUGUGAAUGUAUUAUGUGAUUUUUUCCUUCUAGCAGCCAUAGACACAGAUUGUGUUCCACACAACUGGAGCUAUCUACACCAUCAGCCACACCGAUGUGUGCUAGGCUGGUCGAUAAGAAGGCCGGCUCAGUCUGGAUACAGUAAUCUGUGUCGCACGUUUUUCGCCGCGCCAUGGACCUGCCCUUCCGUCUCCGUCCAGAGUUUGCCACGCGGUACUUUGCCGCCGAAGUAUGCGUACGUAUCUUCCUACUGCUGGUCUUCCUGAAGACAGAACUGACGGACCCGUUUGAGCGCCAGAUCCGGCCGGAGGAGGCGUGGGUUUACAGUUACCCACAGAUGGAUAGCUAUGUGCCCGGCUCGGCGCUCUGGUUCCUGGUGGUGUCGGUGCCCGUCGCCACCAUCGGCGCCCUCUUUCUCAUCAACCGUGACUGGAUCGAUCUGCGCGAGGCCGGACUCUGUUCCUCGCUCGCGCUGCUUCUCACCGGCAUAGUCACCAACUGUAUCAAGCUCGCAGUAGGCCGGCCGCGGCCGGACUUUUUGUCCCGCUGCUAUCCGGAGGGCUUCCAGCGUGUCGACCUGCCCUGCACGGGUAGCGCCAUGCUCGUCAGUGAAGGACGCAAGAGCUUCCCGAGCGGGCACGCGUCGCUGGCUGCGUGUCUGGCCGUGUUCACCUGUCUGUACCUGUCGGGUAAGCUGGGCACGUUCACGGAGCGCGGCCGGCGCCAGUCGCACAAGCUGCUGGUGCUGUUUCCGCUGCUGGUGGCGGCGCUGAUCGCCGCCAGCCGCACGUGCGACUACCACCACCACUGGCAGGACGUGGUGGUGGGCGGCGCGCUGGGCGUCGCCAUCGGCUGGAUCUGCUACAGGCACUUCUACCCGGCGGUGACGGAGGCCGGCGCCGACCGGCCGCACUGCGUGGCCGGCGUGGACGACACGCCGCUGCUCCCACAGCACGUGCCGACCUCGUCCGCCGCCGCCGCCGCCAGCGAGAGCGACGUGAAGUGGAUGUAGUGAUGGAAUGGCGUGAAGGGGUGAAUCUCGGAGAGGGGCGUGGCGGUGCGGGUGAUCGUAUGCCGCGUGUGAUAAGAUCGGGUGAGGGUGUAAUAGACCUGUGGUAUGGUGAGGUCGGGUGAGGCCGCCGUAACCGUGAUGUGCGACAGCUUUGGGUGAAGGUGUGAUGAGAUAGAAUAUGAUGGAGGGAGGUAUUCGGCCAAUCGCCGUAGUAGGAUGUAUGGAAAGUUCAGUUGGCUCGUGCCGGCUGUUUAAACGGUGCAUUCCAUUAGGGAGAAAGAUGUGUCGACUGUCGUGCUGUGGUGCUUUCGACGGGGCGUGUCUCGGCCCUGCAGACAUAAUUUAAUGCGAGACGGGUACCUGCUCGUUGCAUUUCUUUCGAUAUCAGCAUUCCUGGAGAACGAGGAGCUUAUUCAAAGCCCCAUGUAUAUUUGUGAAAGACGACAAAAUAUACCUGUAAAUGGGAAA